AUGUUUCGAAUCAACAUUUUGGUAGUUUUCUCAGUGAUUAUAUUUACUCUUCGCUCAUCGGAAGGUGAUACUCGAUAUGCAUAUUUGAAGACAGCUCACAUUGGUUCAGUGAAUCCAGGAUUUCCGUCCGGUGAUUGUCCAAUAUCUUCCAACGGUUACAAAUUUGGUUGGCACUUCGUACUGAGCGGAACUAAAACGUCUUUCGUAUCAAUCAAAUGUGUUUUCGAGAAAGCAGGAAGCGUCACAACAAUGCAGCAAGUUCCGACUAAUAAGCAUGCUUAUGUGUUUACACCAACGUCAGACAAAAUUCGUAACGCAUCGGCCGUCGUGGAUGGUCCUGAUACUGAGUUUGUUUUAAGUCAUGUUUGUAACCCUGGUCAGACGACAACAACGGCACACACUGUGCUCACAACCCAAAUCACGACCAUUGAAGCAACACCAUUAAUAGUCGAUAGUGCCAAUCUAGCUUUCAGUAAGUCUUCAUCGUCUACAUUUUCGUUAUUUAACCGAAUCGCACGAAAUUUCUAUCAUUUCUAAGGGAUAUGAUAAUCAGCAGUAUAUAUGAAGAUAGACUUAAGUUGAGUAUGUACCAUUACUCUCGAGCAACCGAAUAAAACCUGCUGAUCGUACUAGCGAUUCAACCUUUAGAACGAAUUAUUAAUCAGUGAAGACCAAAAUUAAGCAUGAAGAAGUAUAUUUAUAGAGCUGCAUAUUCAGCAAGAAAAGCUGGUUGAUGAAUAUAACCAUGGAAGCAACUCAUUGAAUUUUUUCGAGUAGUGAUAAGGAAUGGUUAAAGAGACUGGAAACGAAUAGUGAAGUGAAACACUAAAAAGUCCACAAUAAUAACUCCAGGAAGACAGAUCAUGAAAAAAAAUCAACAGAAGUAUCAAGGAAAAAGUGGAGGAGAAUAGAAGCGUAAAACUUGUGAAAGUUGUUGAUUAGCAACGUGAAAACCAUAUAGAAUAGUUUUAUUAGUUUUUGAGACGAAGGGUCGAAUUGUAAUAAUUAUGCAGAUCAGAGAACCACAAUGGUUGAUUUUUCGUAAGCCUUGCCUGCCUAUAAUGACCUGUCUAUUAUUUUUCGUUCUACUAUCAUGAAAAUAAUAGAAUAGAAAGAAGUAUUAACCCUUUGGGGACGGGCGUGGUAUAUAUACCACCUGGGGUAUUUCUCAAAAUUUGGGGAUGAUAUAUAUUUCAAAUCAAUCAGAAGUGAGUGGAAAUAGCCUGUAAAGUAAUUUUUCUG
This is a messenger RNA of Rotaria sp. Silwood2, 1242 nucleotides long. The record is from the annotation of a GenBank genome assembly. NCBI's taxonomy places the organism in Eukaryota, Metazoa, Rotifera, Eurotatoria, Philodinida, Philodinidae.